AUGUCGGGCAAUACACCAAAAUCAAUGUCGAAUCGGCUCAUGACGAUGAAGUUCAUGCAGCGUUCUGCAGCGAAGAAUGUAGCAUCCUCGCCGACGACACCAAAUGGACCCGCUUCCAAGAAAGUGCGACUCUCGAACGGCGGCUCUGUUGCUGCAGACCACCAGAUCCUCCAAUCCGCGCUCGCUGAAGAGGCGAAGAAGCAGCAAGAAGCGCUCGACAAAGCGGCACUAUAUACCGGUGAAACGAAGUGGGUGCUCAGCUACAAUGAUCCUCUGGAAGGCAAGCGCGGGGAUGCUCUCACGGUCAGACAGGCAGGGUUUGCGGAGCUUGAUGCUGACGACAGCGAGGACGAGGGCGAGGAGGAGCAGGCACAACCAAUACGGAGACAGUAUGGCGGCGGUGUGAAGAAGGCAGACAAACCUGUAUUCGAGACAGCAAAAGGCUCAGAGGAUGAGGACGAAUCUGCUUCGGAAGAUGACUACGACUCGGACGAUCCGACCGCCGAGCUCAUACGCGAGACCAAGCGAGAAAUGUCCUCCAAGAAGCGAGAGUCGCGAAAGAGCCUGGGAGACGCGUCGCCGAGAACCGCUCCCAGACCGAUUAACCAAGAUGCCAAUCUCAACCGCCUGACAUCGCUGAGCGGAGGUCGCAAAUCUGGAGGACGUGACAUGAGCAGUAUGGAGUGCUUCAAAUGUGGACAAAAGGGACAUGCCAAGGCAGACUGUCCAAACCCAGCGCGCGGCUCUGCGGGCGGAGGCCGAGGCCGCGGCGGACGAAGGUAA
Molecule: messenger RNA, 783 nt
Organism: Boeremia exigua
Lineage: Eukaryota; Fungi; Ascomycota; Dothideomycetes; Pleosporales; Didymellaceae
Exons: 3
Coding region: 1-783 (260 amino acids)
Molecular function (GO): nucleic acid binding; zinc ion binding
Source: RefSeq, a predicted model, not a curated record